AUGGAGCCUCCGUCGCCUCUCUCCCUUCACCAUGAUCAUCCUGGCACAUUACUCCCACCUGAAAUUUACCUGAAAAUAUUUGAGGACUUCAUCCUCCCUUCACGCGACGUCGCCAAAUCGGAUUUCAAGGUACAAGGAACGCUACGACAACUCACCCUUUCCUGCUGGCUCUUCCGUCAUCUAACUUUACCCUACCUAUUCGAGCGCAUUGUCUUUGACGGAGACCGCUUCUGGAAAAAUACCGAUAUCGGUAGGCGGGCAUGGGUGCACGCCAUCUCCGAUGGUAAACGCCCGGCAAUCGACGCUGCGUCAUAUGUCAAGCACGUUGUGUUCCAUUACGAUCCAAAAAGAGCUAGUGAACCGGAGGCUAACCUCGCUCAGCUGGUGACAGCGAGGCCAUUUGCAGAGAUCUAUUGCGGCUUGCUAUCUCGGAUGGAUAACUUAGGCGACGCUGAGUUCGUACGCUGCAGGAUCUUUACAAACCACAUCAUCGCACUCCGACAGCUUUCCAACCUGCGCAAGGUUGCUUUUAGAGAGUGUACGUGGGAAGAUAGUAUGCUUGAGACGGUUGUGCCGGGCUUGGGUUGCAAAGUGGAAGACGUUGAACUCGAAUACAGACCGAGGCGACCUGAGAACGAGCUAGAUUUGGGCGUAUCAGAUUGGGGCUACAAGGUUCUCAACACGACCACGUCGUUGCGUCGGAUUGUGGCGACAGAGGUAACUAUGCUCCGGAUGAUAGGAAGUAAAGGACAAAUGAAACUCGGGCACAUACGCGAAAUCUGUGUUCACUUCUGGUCGCUGCGGGAACGCACAGACACGGAGCGGCAACGGGAAUAUCAGUUAUUCCAUGAAGCCAAGCAUUGGCUCCCUUAUUAUCCAGCCCUUGAGAGACUUGUCCUCUUUUCAUCAUGGCCCGGGGCUUAUGGUGGUAGACCUCUGGAUCGGCCUCGAAAGCUUGUCCAAGACAUCACUGACAUGGCGACAGCACAGUUUCACUGCUUACGCCGACUCGAGAUUCUGGAUCCCUCCUUUGAGACCACCCAAAUCAUGUUCAAACGAAAUCUCACCGAAGAUGUUCUCAAAGCGAUGGUUCACAAGGUCUGCCCAAGCCUGGAGUACUUCCGCUUUGGACCGCUCGAAUGGACGCUGCAAUCGGGGGCCUGGGUCCAGAACUUUAGGAUCCCCACGCGCGGAAAGGGCGCUUACUGGUGA
Molecule: messenger RNA, 1212 nt
Organism: Coniophora puteana RWD-64-598 SS2
Lineage: Eukaryota; Fungi; Basidiomycota; Agaricomycetes; Boletales; Coniophoraceae
Exons: 3
Coding region: 1-1212 (403 amino acids)
Source: RefSeq, a predicted model, not a curated record